Messenger RNA from Lentinula edodes (shiitake mushroom), 1641 nucleotides. RefSeq names its product FAD dependent oxidoreductase family protein. The record is from RefSeq and is a predicted model, not a curated record. Lineage: Eukaryota; Fungi; Basidiomycota; Agaricomycetes; Agaricales; Omphalotaceae. Gene Ontology annotation, molecular function: flavin adenine dinucleotide binding; N,N-dimethylaniline monooxygenase activity; NADP binding. The transcript has 2 exons. Bases 1 to 1641 code for a protein of 546 amino acids.
AUGUCAGGUCAUACUCCUGCAUCUUUUGAUUGUAUAGAUGCACUUGUCGUAGGCGCAGGAUUUGCUGGUCUUUACCUGCUCUAUCGCCUUCGUGCCCUCGGACUUUCUGUGAAGAUUUUCGAAGCUGCCUCUGGUAUCGGUGGCACCUGGCAUAUAAACCGAUAUCCAGGAGUUCGCACUGAUUGUGAGGCAGUGAUAUAUCAGUACGAUUUGGAAGAGGUGUGGAAGGAUUGGACAUGGAAGGACAAGUACCCCUCGGGGGAGGAAAUUCAGGCAUACUUCCGUUAUGUCGACCAUAAACUCGAUCUCAAACGCGACAUCUACUUUAAUACGCGAGUUACAGGCGCAAAAUGGGAUGAGCCUUCACAUCUCUGGAACGUUUCGACUGCAAGUGGACUCUUCGUUCGCGCGCGAUUUCUCAUUCUGUGCACGGGAAGUCUAAGUAAACCCCUCAUUCCGAAUAUCAAAGAUCUCUCAACCUUUGAAGGACGUUGUUUUCAUUCCUCUCAUUGGCCUCAGGAGGGCCUUGAUUUGACGGGAAAACACGUCGCCGUUAUCGGCACUGGUUCCAGUGGGAUUCAAGUCAUUGAGAACAUUGCUUCCCAAGUCCGCCACCUCACAGUUUUUCAACGCACUCCCAAUUUGGCUUUACCAAUAAACCAAAGCCGAUUCGAUGAGAAGGAGCAAGUCAAAAUGAAAGAAAUGGAUCUCUAUAAUCAUAUCUUCCGUCGACUACCUCAGACUUUUGCUGGUUUUUUGUAUGAGUUUCAACCUAUCCCUUUCACUUCCGCCACAACGGAAGCGCAAAGGUUACUUUGGGAAAGCCAAUGGAAAGCUGGUGGAUUCCACUUUUGGCUAGGAAACUAUCCAGAUAUCUUCUCUGACGAAACAGUGAACCGGGAAGCUUACGCUUUCUGGAGAUCGAAGGUUAGAGCGCGUAUUCGGAAUCCCGCUUUGCACGAAAAACUGGCGCCUAUCAUUCCUCCCCAUCCUUUUGGGAUAAAGCAACCUGGCCUGGAACAAGGCUACUUUGAAGUCUUUGACCGAGAAAAUGUGUCGCUCGUCGACGUGAAGGAGACUCCUAUAGAGCAAGUCACGCCAAACGGACUUGCAGUUCGAGGCGGUACCAUCCACACGUUUGACAUUCUCGUCCUUGCCACAGGGUUCGAUAGCUUUACUAGUGCUAUCAUUGAUAUCAAUAUACGUGGCUGCAACGACGUCUCUAUCGGGAAAAAAUGGAAAAAUGGGGUCUUCACUAAUAUUGGGAUGACGACCUCGGAUUUUCCGAAUCUAUUCUUUGUUUAUGGGCCCCAAGCCCCGUCUGUGCUAGCCAAUUCUACUAGUGUCAUUCCUCGACAAAGCGAUUGGAUCACCGAUUGCCUCAAGUUCUUGCAAGACAACGAUUACACUCGUAUUGAAACCAAGCGAGAUGCAGAAGAAGCUUGGCGCUAUCUCAUCCUCGAAAUCGCAUCGAAAAGACUAUGGCAUAAAUGUGAAAGUUCUUGGUACACUGGAAGCAACCUCGCGUCUACUAAUACGAGACCCGUUGAAAUGUUGGCCUUCUCUGGAGGAUUACCCUUGUAUCUUGAGAAGUGCGCAGAGGCCGCAGAUAACGGGUAUCAGGGAUUUGAGCUAUCGUAG